CGAACCUAAGACCUGAGGUGCAGACAUAAAUACUCUUAACUACUUGAGUUAUAAGUCCCUUUCUAUUCUUGAUGAUGAAACAAAACUCAACCCUUACUAUUAGUAUCAUUAGUCAGUAAGAUUGAACCAUUUUUGUUUGGUAGAAAUAUAAAUAACCAUGUAAUAAUAAAGCUAAACAAAACCAGAAAAGAAUAGAAAAGGAAGGACUAAAAGCCCUCAAGAGGGUCCCACUACUAAGUAGAUGCCCCAAAGGCCGCAAAAUGAACGCUUAUAUAAAUCCCCUUUCCCUUCCCACUACUACAGUCACCUCCUCUUGUGUUCUCACUCACUCACUCACUCACUCACACAAAGCAACCCGCGUUGGGCCCUUGAAACUUUCGAAACAUUUCUCUUUCCACCACCACAACCACCACCAUGGCUAGAUCCCACCAGCGGUAUCGCGGCGUCCGACAGAGACAUUGGGGUUCUUGGGUCUCCGAAAUUCGCCACCCUUUACUGAAGACUAGAAUUUGGUUAGGCACAUUCGAAACGGCGGAGGACGCAGCAAGAGCAUACGAUGAAGCAGCGAGGCUCAUGUGCGGCACAAAGGCACGUACCAAUUUCUCAUACAAUCCCGAUGAGACCAUGUCACAUUCAUCCAAGCUUCUCUCGGCAGCUUUGAUUGCAAAGCUCCACAAAUGCAACAUGGCUUCUCUUCAAAUGGCCAAAACUACUAAUAACAAGCCAGUUCCAAAGGAGGAGCCACAGCAACAAGUACACUACAUGCCAGCAGCCCCUUCUGCCACCUGCAUUAUCGAAACCGGAGACGUUUCGGGUUUCGAUUGGCCCGAGAAGAUCAGAGAGUACAGUGGAGUGCAGCAAUGGGUUGAACAGGGGAGCUGGGUUGGUGGUGGUGAUCAGGUACUCGAGAGUCCACAUGAUCAUCAGCAGCAUCAUCAGCAUCAGCAUCAGCAGGAGUUUAUUGAGAGACUUGAGGAUGAUCAUAUAGAGCAGAUGAUUGAGGAGCUGCUUGAUUAUGGUCACAUUGAGAUUUGUCCUGGUGUUUCAACAUAGGCAAGAGAAACUCAUCAAGUCAUCAGCAUCUUCUAAAACUUUUUUGUAUUAGCUAUAUAGCUAUUAGCCUUAUGUCUAAUAAAAUUUAGUUAGAUGAGUUUCAAUGGUUAACUAGUAUCCAUUUGCAAACUAUGCAGCUACAUAUAGCACACAAAUCUUAUGAGAAAUAGAACUUAUAGUGGUUUUUUUA
Molecule: messenger RNA, 1243 nt
Organism: Prunus persica (peach)
Lineage: Eukaryota; Viridiplantae; Streptophyta; Magnoliopsida; Rosales; Rosaceae
Product: ethylene-responsive transcription factor ERF003
Exons: 2
Coding region: 415-1053 (212 amino acids)
Biological process (GO): regulation of DNA-templated transcription
Molecular function (GO): DNA-binding transcription factor activity; DNA binding
Source: RefSeq, a predicted model, not a curated record